This is a messenger RNA of Sander lucioperca (pikeperch), 2756 nucleotides long. RefSeq names its product X-ray repair complementing defective repair in Chinese hamster cells 5 (gene xrcc5). Gene Ontology annotation, molecular function: double-stranded DNA binding; damaged DNA binding; DNA helicase activity. The transcript is spliced from 22 exons. Bases 167 to 2332 code for a protein of 721 amino acids. The record is from RefSeq and is a predicted model, not a curated record. Gene Ontology annotation, biological process: telomere maintenance; DNA recombination; cellular response to X-ray. Gene Ontology annotation, cellular component: nucleus; Ku70:Ku80 complex. NCBI's taxonomy places the organism in Eukaryota, Metazoa, Chordata, Actinopteri, Perciformes, Percidae.
AUUACAUUUCAUUCCACUGACUCCUCUUAAACUCAAGAACACCGCAAAUGACAUUAUCGCAGCUUGGUACAGUUCCGGUAUGUUUCGUUAAAUAGGUACAGUAUUACGUUUUUCUCCGGAGCCAUAACAGAGUGACACCCAAUAUUUGAAAGAGGGAAAAGAGAAGAUGGCAGGUGCCAAAUCAGCAUUGGUGUUGUGCAUGGAUGUUGGGUUCUCCAUGUCCAACUCUGCCCCGGGCGAAGAGCCUCCCUUUGAACUUGCCAAAAAAGUCAUCCAGAAGUUUGUCCAGCGCCAGGUUUUUGCAGAGACCAAGGAUGAACUGGCGUUAGUUCUGUUUGGCACAGACUCCACCAAGAACUCACUGGACAAGGAUGACCAGUACCAGAACAUCACUGUGCAUCGUCACCUUAUGGUGCCUGAUUUUGAGCUUCUGGAGGAAAUAGAAAAUCAGAUCCAUCCAGAGAGUCAGCAGGCUGAUUGGCUGGAUGCUCUCGUUGUGUGUAUGGAUCUUCUUCAGACUGAAACAAAGGAAAAGAAGUGUGAUCGUCUCAACAUUGUCCUCUUGACUGACCUGAACACUGAGGCCAACUCAGAGCAGCUGGACGUUAUUAUUGAAAACCUGAAAAAAGCUGGCAUCACCCUGCAGUUUUUUUUACCUUUCCCUGUGGGGGAUGAUGAAGAGGGUGGAGGAGAUGCGGACGGAAGAGACCCUAGUCAGCCGGGCACGGGCAAAGGUCUAUCCAAGGAACAGAAAAGUGGCCUGGACAUGGUGAAACACAUCAUGCUAAGCCUGGAUGAGGAGGACGGCCUGGGAGAAAUUUACUCCUUCAGUAAAGCAAUUGAGCAGCUGUGCAUGUUCAAGCGCAUCGAGAAAAGACCAAUGGCCUGGCCCUGUCAGCUGACCAUCGGCAGCUGUCUGCCCAUCCGUAUUGUUGGAUACAAAGCAGUGACAGAAGAGAAACUGAAGAAAACGUGGACUACAGUUGACGCUCAAACCAACCAGAAAGAUGACGUGAAGAGAGAGACUGUCUACUGUCUGGAUGAUGACAAUGAGACAGAGGUGCAGAAGGAUGAUACUAUCCAAGGUUUUCGUUAUGGAAGUGAUAUUGUUCCCUUCUCCAAAGUAGAUCAAGACCAGAUGAAAUACAAACAUGAUGGGAAAUGCUUUGCUGUCCUCGGCUUUUCCAAACAGAACAUGGUACAACGGCAUCAGUUCAUGGGGACUCAAGUCAUCAAGAUAUUUUCUGCCAAGGAUGAUGAGCAUGCAGGAGUUGCGCUGUCCGCUCUCAUCCGAGCGCUAGAUGAACUCAACAUGGUGGCCAUUGUACGUUACGCCUAUGACCGGCGCAGCAACCCUCAAGUAGGAGCAGCCUUCCCGUGCAUCAAGCAGGACUAUGAGUGUCUGAUGUACGUCCAGCUGCCCUUCAUGGAAGACCUCAGACAGUUCACAUUUCCUUCUCUUGCAAACAACAAAAAGUUCACUCCAUCAGACACGCAGCUCUCUGCUGUUGACUCUCUUAUUGACUCCAUGAUGUUGGUAGAGGGGGAUGAUCAAAAGGACAUGUUCAAGGUCCACCACAUUCCCAACCCUGCCUUCCAGAGGCACUUCCAGUGUCUGCAUCAUCGGGCAGUAAGCCCCGGCACCCCUCUUCCCCCCAUGGAGCCAUGGCUGAAGACUGCUCUUGAGCGCCCUGAUGUCAUUAGUGAACGUUGCCAUGUUCCACUAGAGGAGAUAAAGAGGAAGUUUCCUCUGACAGAAGUGGAGAAGAAAAAGAAGCUCAAGACUAGUGCUCAGAUUUUUGGCAAAGACUCUGAGGAGCCAGAUGCCAAGAAGGAAAAGGGAGACGAAGAAGAGGAGUAUAGCCUGGCUGACAUUGCCGAAGGCUCUGUGACUUCGGUGGGAAGCGUGGAUCCAGCCAGAGACUUCCGUACUCUGAUAAGGAAGAAGAGUCUUCCAUUUGGAGAGGUUUGUCAGCAACUGACUCGCAGGAUAGAGCAGUUGCUUAGCAACAAGAACACACACUACUACAUGAAAAGCAUCACUUGUAUCCAGGCUUUUAGAGAGCAGUCCGUUAAGCUGGGGGAUGCCAAUCUGUACAAUGGCUACCUCCAGUCCCUGAAAAGAAGCAUUCCAAACAGAGGGCUGGAGGUCUUCUGGAACCUGCUUGUUCAAGAUGCCAUCACUCUGAUCAGUAAGGACGAGGUCGAAGGAAGCACUGUAUCCAAAAACGAAGCUAAUCAGUUUCUGGUUUCUGAGGAGAAGAAAGAGGAGGCAUCUACACCACAAGCUGAAGAUACUGGAGAUGUUGAUGACUUGCUGGACAUGAUGUAAGAAGGGAGGCAAUGGGAGUGUCUGCAGAGGACAUGCAGAAGAAUGCCAUCAUUCAGCUCGGCCAGACCAAACAAUUAAAAAAAUUCGGCCGUCCAUUGUUCUGCCUCCUAUUUGGGGGACCCCUGAUACUUGUAACUGGUGAUACUGUGUAACUGCAUACCUACCGCACAGAAUGGUGUUUGACUUAGUUAAUGUUUACACUAGUACUAUAAACUUUUGCAAGGACUUUAUGUUGAGGGCUUCAGAUGCUUUUUGUCCUAAAUGUCAAAAUGAUUGUAAUUUUAAUGAAUAUCUUGUGAUAAUUCCAUGGUAAUUUUCAGUAAUGCUUUAAAUCUCAAGAUUUAUGUGCACUACAUACCCUUUGUGACUUUACAGAAGACAUCACUCCAAAAAUACUGCCAAUAAACUGCAACUUUAUUAUCUU